AUGGGGAAAUCGAAACUAGCACCAAGGCCAGCGCACACUAUCCCACGUCUUGAGCUGUGUGCAGCCGUCCUUGGUGUGGAAAUGGCAGAACUCAUAUCUCAAGAAAUAGACAUUAACCUGCACGCUGUCAAGUUCUACACAGACUGUAAGAUCGUGCUGGGUUACAUCUACAACACCUCAAGAAGGUUUUAUGUCUGUGUAUCAAACAGAGUCUCGAGAAUCAGAAAGUCGUCUGUGCCAUCACAGUGGCAUCAUGUCUCAUCAGAAACCAACCCGGCAGACAUUGCUACACGUCCAAUAACAGCACUUCUAUUGCCCCAAACCUACUGGUUCACUGGACCACCUUUCCUGACAAGAGAACUGUCAGAUUUGCCUCGUACACCGGAUGCAAACAACUUCAAACUUGUCGAUCCAGAACAAGAUGCAGAGAUUCGCCAAGACGUCACCGUCUGCGCUACUCAAGUUAGCAACAAACCUCUCAGCUCGCACCGCUUCGAAAGAUUCUCGUCGUGGGAACAUCUCAUAAGGGGUAUGAAAAAACUCAUCACAGUAGCCAGAAUCAAAACAAAAGCUACAGACCCAAACACCACAAAUCUGCAAACUCAGGCUAAACUGACAGUCAUUGCAAGUGUUCAACAAUGUGCAUUCAGAGAGGAUAUAAAGAAGUUGCAUAAAGGGGAGCAAAUCUCGAAACCAAGCCCAUUGUGGACUCUAAAUCCAUUCACAGACUCAAGUGGGCUGUUAAGAGUAGGAGGUCGCACAUCCCUAGCUGAUCUUCCAUAUGACGAAAAGUACCCACUGAUACUUCCAAAAAAGCAUCAUGUGUCAACUCUGCUUGUGAGACAUUAUCACCAAGCUGUCGCUCACCAAGGUCGCCACCUCACAGAGGGAGCUCUACGAUCUGCAGGUGUUUGGAUAAUUGGUGCCAGAAAACUAGUCUCGAGUGUAAUCCAUCAGUGUGUCACAUGUCGCAAGCUUAAAGGUAGACCUGCUGAUCAGAAAAUGGCUGACCUACCUGAGGACCGUCUUGUUAUGGAGCCUCCAUUCACUAGGGUGGGCUUAGACGUCUUUGGGCCAUGGACUGUUGUCACCCGCAGGACAAGGGGUGGUAGUGCAGAAAGCAAGCGCUGGGCAGUUUUAUUCAGUUGCCUAGGCACACGCGCUGUUCACAUUGAGGUAAUCGAGUCUAUGUCCACCUCAAGCUUCAUUAAUGCCCUGCGAAGGUUUUUUGCUGUCAGAGGCCCUUCCAAAGUUCUCAGAUCAGACCGUGGAACUAACUUUAUUGGGGCUUGUAAAGAGUUGAAAAUCAGAUCUGACGACUCAGAAAUCCAAGACUACUUGAGUAAAGAAGGCUGCACGUGGACCUUUAACACCCCCCACUCAUCACAUAUGGGUGGUUCGUGGGAAAGGAUGAUAGGCAUUGCUCGCCGCAUUCUUGACGCCAUGUUACUGCAGUCAAGUCCUACUCGCCUCACACAUGAAGUCCUCGCAUCGUUAAUGGCGGAAGUUAUGGCUAUCAUUAAUGCCCGCCCAUUAGUUCCCAUCACCACAGAUUCAGACACUCCAACCGUUUUGACCCCUUCCAUGCUCCUAACUCAAAAGGCAGGAGCUGCUCCUGCUCCAGAAGGGUCAUAUGACAUUAAGGAUAUGUACAGGAAGCAAUGGCAACAUGUUCAAAGUCUCGCAGAUGCUUUUUGGAAACGCUGGAGACAAGAAUAUUUGUCAACUCUACAAGUCAGAAAUAAAUGGACUCAUGACAAGGACAAAAUCCAAGAAGGAGAUGUUGUCUUAGUAAAGGAUGAUCUGGUGAAGCGCAACGAAUGGCCCAUUGGACUCAUUACUAAGUGCAUCCCAAGUGAAGACAAAAGGAUCAGAAAGGUGAAGGUAAAAGUGGUAAAACAAGGGUCUCCACGUGUCUAUCUUCGACCUGUAACUCAACUCAUUCUGUUGCUCUCUCCAAACAGUGGAAGAAAGACUGAUUAGUUUAAAUGGUAUAAAGUGUUUAUACCAGGCGGGGAGUGUGAUGACUAGUGUAAUAUAAAGAUAAGUUUCCUUUGUGUGGGCUCGCAGUGCCCACUUGUGGCGAGUUUUAUGUUCACUCCAGGAAGCUCAGUACAGGAAGUUCAGUGUAACUGUCAUGGUCGAAGAGCAGUCGUUCCCGCAUCGUCUUGGCCCACAUAAGGCUGUAAGUUUAAGUUUAAAUUGAAUACAAUCUUACAUAGGAACCUAUAAGUAAGUUAAAAGUCAGAAAUUUCAGUUUUAAGAAGUUAUUUUGAGUAAAUGCAAGUUUUAUGGCGACAGUUUGGAAGUGUUAGCAUUUUUUAGCAUUUAAGCUAGCGGACUUUUCUGAUGCUAGUCAGGCUAAUUCCAAUAGUUAAAUUGGUCAACAAAUUCAGAGUUGGGGAAGCCCUGAUGAUGGUUUGUUGUGGGGUGUGGCGUGUGGAUGUCUUUUUGUUCAAGUCAUGUAUUUGUAAUUCACACUCUGACUGCUGUGUUUUUGUGUGUUGCAGUUUUACAGUUUAAAAUAAAGAG
This is a messenger RNA of Amphiprion ocellaris (clown anemonefish), 2532 nucleotides long. RefSeq lists its product as uncharacterized. NCBI's taxonomy places the organism in Eukaryota, Metazoa, Chordata, Actinopteri, Pomacentridae. Gene Ontology annotation, molecular function: nucleic acid binding. Bases 1 to 1983 code for a protein of 660 amino acids. The transcript has a single exon. Gene Ontology annotation, biological process: DNA integration. The record is from RefSeq and is a predicted model, not a curated record.